CAUUAGAUAAUCUACUAGCAUGUGUCUAGUUUUAAAAGUAUGUUAGGCUUUAGAUGGCUUACGUCACGACAUUCUCAAAGUGAAAAUACGAUAAAUAUAAGCACAUACUUCUUACUUGUCAAAUCGGUCUAUAAUGGCUGGAAUUAAAGAUUAGUACUUUUGGCAUUUGGUGGCUCUAUUGGUAUGACAUUUGUUAUACUAGGUUGUGCUUUACCUGCAUAUAAAGUAUGGUGGCCACUUUUUGUCAUAUUAUUUUAUAUAUUAGCACCAAUUCCAACUAUAAUUGCACGUCGUUAUACAAAUGAUUUUGACAAUAAUCCUAAUCCAUGUUUGGAGUUCGCAAUAUUCAUUACUACAGGUUUUGUUGUAUCAUCAUUUGCUCUUCCUAUUGUCUUAGCUCGGUCUCCAGUCAAUGAUCCAGUGAUACAAUGGGGCGCUUGUUACUUGACUUUAUCGGGUAAUAUUAUUAUGUAUCUAACUCUAGUCGGACUUUUUGCAACCUUUGAUCAGGAUGGGGUUGGAUAUAACACAUGUUGAAAUGGCGUACUUCAUCGUACUUAUUUAUUAAUUUUACAUGGUUUUUGCAAGAUAAAAAGAAGAAUGCAAAUCAUAUAUUGCACUGACUGACAGUCAUGUGUUGAUUCUAAGUCAUUGCAACAUUUAUAGUACAUUACUUACAUGAUACACACACACAUAUAUAUAUAUAUAUACUAUAUACUAUAUAUAUAUCAUAUAUAGAUAUUAAUACUAUAACAAAGAGUAUUACAAUAACCAAUACUAAAGUUAAUGAUUUAUUUUGAUAUUUUUAUGCAGUAACCAAAAUUUUAGAUUUUAAAAAAUAAAAAUUUUUAUAAAUCUCUUUGAAUAAAAUUAAAAAACAUAACUAUGCUAAAACAU
Bombus pyrosoma is the source of this 897-nucleotide messenger RNA. RefSeq names its product leptin receptor overlapping transcript-like 1. The transcript has 5 exons. Gene Ontology annotation, cellular component: endosome. Gene Ontology annotation, biological process: late endosome to vacuole transport via multivesicular body sorting pathway. The record is from RefSeq and is a predicted model, not a curated record. Lineage: Eukaryota; Metazoa; Arthropoda; Insecta; Hymenoptera; Apidae. Bases 184 to 537 code for a protein of 117 amino acids.